GAGCAUGCUGCUGCUGCUGGUUCUACUUCACAAUGUGUUUAGCAGAGAUAUACCAAAACAGUCAAGCUACGUGACGAAACUGGAGAAGCCAUGUCCUAACGUGGGGUAUUACUUCGAGCGCGCCCAAGUUAACGCGCUGCCUGGCUCCUGUUAUCUUUGCUUUUGCAAGGAGAAUAACACUGCCGUCUGUUGGCCGAGGGACAACAAGAGAUGCGAUGAGAAGUACUAUCGACAUUUUAGGAGAAGGGACACAAGACGACGUCGAAGUCUACCAGGUGAUAACAUUACGCUGGAAAAUAAUAUACAGAUUGCGAAAAAAGCAAAGGGGAAGGCCUGCAAGCCCAAUGAAGCUAGUUUUAGUGAAGGAUGUCCUCCUGAUGACUGGUGUAAAGGGUGUACAGUUUGUGAUUGCAACAAGGAUGGACGAUGGGACUGUCACAUUCUCAGUUUUUGUCCUGAAAAUAGCAAAUUUAAUAAUUCCAAGAAAGGUAAUAGUAGAAGAGUAUACAAAAUGAAAGGAGUUACUAAAGCAAAUCCGACGCAAGCUGUGAAAUUUGAUAAAACUAAAAGGUUCAACCCAAACCUUAAUAUUAAGGAGAGGAUUAUUAGAAGAGAAGCUACGAGAAGAAUAAAACAAAGCAAGAGACGCAAAAAUGUUUAUCACCCAGCGGCUACUCCUAGAGGUCAAACUUAUAAAACUACAACUAGAAGUAGGCAUAGGGGAAGAAACCCAGCGGCGGUGAGGAGAAUGGCUAAGAACAUGAAAGCUAAAUUAUUUAAGGAUUUAAUAAAAUAUAAAAGUACAGAACGUAAACCUGCGCAAAGGCGCGAUAGCAAACAAAAUAAUAAGUUACUGCCAAGAACGACAAAGAAACCACAGCUAAAGAAAACACCGCCACCCAAACAGAUAACACAACAUAUAGAAGUAAAACUGAAAAACAAUCAAUCGGGUAAACAUUCCAACAGUAAAGUUACAGUAAAAAAUGAUAAAAUUAUUGCUUUGACAAAGACCCUAAUAGAACAGACCACACCUAUAACUAAACAGACAGCUAUCUUAAAGACUACGAAAUCCACUGAGUCUAGCAAAUAUACGAAAGUAACCAAAGUAAACGUUCUUACAACUACCAAACCAACUACGAAAACUGGUUCUACCAUAUCAAAACAAACUCAUACAACAAUAGCUCCCGCGAUAAAAGUAGCCCAACAGCAACAAACCGGAACCACAAUCGCUAAGGUUAUCCCCAAAAUACAUUAAAAUACUUUAAACAAACAACUGCUGAAAAACUACCCCCAUCAACUGAAGUUUCAAUUGCAUACUACAGAUAUACAAUAGAUAAUUUGAAUAAAACAACUGGAGUAGAUCGCAUUGACUUCACGCGAAUCAUUCCUCUAAAUUCGAAAAAAAGCAUAAAAAGGAAAUCACUUGACAUGGGAAAAGAAUUGUCAAAUUUGAAUAAAGCAACAAAUACAUUUGAUACAUCUAUUACACUCCUGGACGUUAAAAACUUUACAAUCAGUAACUGGUCUAGUAUAAGUUUUCAGAAUAAUGAAACUUUACCUAAGAAUUUACUUAUUAACACAACUAAGAACAUUUCGGGGUCAUUGAAUGCUGAAAACUUCAGUUCAAAGACCGAGCAAACAUUAUUAGUCCAGAAAAUAAACACAAUAAGCAAAGAACGGACAAUAAUCAGCGUUCCAAAGAAACAUAAAUUUGAAAAGACAGUUUCUAUUCUAGCCAAUAAAUCGUUGAGAAUAAAGGAUUUUAACCAGACAGAUAUGACCAAUCGUAG
Molecule: messenger RNA, 1790 nt
Organism: Hyposmocoma kahamanoa
Lineage: Eukaryota; Metazoa; Arthropoda; Insecta; Lepidoptera; Cosmopterigidae
Exons: 7
Coding region: 5-1255 (416 amino acids)
Source: RefSeq, a predicted model, not a curated record